AUGACACCUACCCAGUCCGCAAAAUUCUGCCAAGAUAAACAGUCUGGGAAAUGCAAGAUGCAAUACGGCCCAGCGAGCAGGCUGUUCGCGCCAUGGGCAUAUCCAAAACACCCAGUAUUUCCUAAAGAUACCAAAGUCGAUGAUGUCUUUACAAAUGUUGCCAUAAUUCGAGAAAGAUCAACCUGGGCUGCCACGACGGAUACGAAUCAUGUACCGCCAUUUGGUCAGGGAGCAAUAGUUCAAGUAGCUUGGGACAAACCGACGCAAAUAAACGCGGCUCUAAUGCCCGGAAACUUAAAAGAGUCUCGAAUGGACGUUGACGGUAGAGAGAAGGACCAUAUGCCAAUAUUGAUCCGGGCGUGGGCGUACAUCCUCUCAAAACGGCGGACAGUGUUGAUUCACGAGGCACAACUAUCUCAGUCUUGGUCAUGUAACGUUAACCAGGACUCCGGAACACACUUUAGUACUGGUAAUUCUACUAUAGAGGUUGAUAUUGGCGAAGUUGAAGCGGAUGCUGCUCAAAGGUGGAGUGUGCUGUUCUAUCAAAUGAUGGUAGCUGGGACCCGACUAUUCAAGGCUCGAAUGGCACGCUCCUGUAUUUUCUGUGGUCUAUCAGACUAG
Molecule: messenger RNA, 621 nt
Organism: Fusarium proliferatum ET1
Lineage: Eukaryota; Fungi; Ascomycota; Sordariomycetes; Hypocreales; Nectriaceae
Exons: 2
Coding region: 1-621 (206 amino acids)
Source: RefSeq, a predicted model, not a curated record